AUGAAUGUGAAAAUAUUUAAUAGAUAUAACGUUAUAAGGAUCAUAACGAUAUUGUUAUUGCUAUCACUUUGGAUAUAUUUUUCAGACAUUAGCAUAUCAUACUCUAAUUCAUUCAAUUUAAUACGAGACAAAAAUAUAAUAAUAAAUAAUGAGCCUCCAUUUAAUGAAUAUUACAAUGACAAAGCAAUUUAUGAGAAUACAAUGAUGAAAGAAAUAGGCAAUUACGCUUGGUUACAAUUUCAUGAAAUAAUUAAUAAUAUAGAUAUAUCUAUGGAUUAUAAGGUAACACAGAAUAAAAAGGAAUGUGAUAAGUUAGAUAAAUUUCUACAAUUAUUUAGUGAUUUAUAUCCAAACUGUAAUAGUCUUCAUGGUUCUGACAUGUUUAACGAAAUAUUGGAAACCAAUCCUAUUCCAACAUGUUCGAAUAAAUUCAUAUUAAAGUGGUGGGGUUGUCAUAUUCAUAAUAAAAUGAAUCUUAAACUAGGUAAAAAUGAAUUUGAUUGCUAUAAUUUAUUUACUAAGGAAGAGUUAUCAUCAAAUGAUAUUAAGUUCAAUAAAGUAACACUUGAAAUUGAAGAAAAACAGCUGGGUUGA
Molecule: messenger RNA, 594 nt
Organism: Arxiozyma heterogenica
Lineage: Eukaryota; Fungi; Ascomycota; Saccharomycetes; Saccharomycetales; Saccharomycetaceae
Gene: ERV2
Product: flavin-linked sulfhydryl oxidase
Exons: 1
Coding region: 1-594 (197 amino acids)
Cellular component (GO): mitochondrion
Molecular function (GO): flavin-dependent sulfhydryl oxidase activity; flavin adenine dinucleotide binding
Source: RefSeq, a predicted model, not a curated record